Molecule: messenger RNA, 2006 nt
Organism: Panicum virgatum (switchgrass)
Lineage: Eukaryota; Viridiplantae; Streptophyta; Magnoliopsida; Poales; Poaceae
Product: probable WRKY transcription factor 26
Exons: 3
Coding region: 124-1584 (486 amino acids)
Biological process (GO): regulation of DNA-templated transcription
Molecular function (GO): DNA-binding transcription factor activity; sequence-specific DNA binding
Source: RefSeq, a predicted model, not a curated record
CACCGAGCAACCACUCCCGUCCGCCUCCCGUCUCCCCUCCCCUCCUCACGCUGUCACGCAGCCCGUGUCCCCGUCUCGUCUCGCGGGCUCCUCCUCCUCUGCUCGGCUGCUCUGCUUCCCGCCAUGGCGUCCUCGACGGGGAGCUUGGAGCACGGGGGUUUCACGUUCACGCCGCCGCCCUUCAUCACCUCCUUCACCGAGCUGCUCUCCGGCUGCGGGGACAUGCUCGGCGCCGACCAGGAGCGGUCGCCGAGGGGCCUGUUCCACCGCGGGGCCAGGGGCGGCGUGCCCAAGUUCAAGUCCGCGCAGCCGCCCAGCCUGCCCAUCUCGCCGCCGCCCAUGUCGCCGUCCUCGUACUUCGCCAUCCCGGCCGGGCUCAGCCCCGCCGAGCUGCUCGACUCGCCCGUCCUGCUCAACUCCUCCUCUAACAUCCUGGCGUCCCCGACCACCGGCGCCAUCCCGGCGCUGAGGUUCGACUGGAAGCAGGCCGCCGAGCUGAUCGCCUCGCAGCAGCAGGAGGAGAGCCGGGCGGCGGGCGGCGGCUUCAACGACUUCUCCUUCCACACGGCCAGCUCCAACGCCAUGCCCACGCAGACAGCUUCCUUCCCAACAUUCAAGGAGCAGCAGCAAGUGGAAGCCGUGAACAAGAAGAGCGUCGCCGCCGCGACGAACAACAACAAGGCCGGCAGCGGCAACAACAACAGCAACAGCAACACCAAGCUCGAGGACGGUUACAACUGGCGCAAGUACGGCCAGAAGCAGGUGAAGGGGAGCGAGAACCCGCGCAGCUACUACAAGUGCACCUACCACAGCUGCUCCAUGAAGAAGAAGGUGGAGCGGUCCCUGGCCGACGGGCGCAUCACGCAGAUCGUGUACAAGGGCGCGCACAACCACCCGAAGCCGCUCUCGACGCGCCGCAACUCCUCCGGCGGCGUCGCGGCGGCGGAGGACCAGCAGGCCGCCAGCGGCCUCUCCCAGGCAGCAGGCUGCGGGCCGGAGCACUCCGGCGCGACGCCCGAGAACUCGUCGGUGACGUUCGGCGACGACGAGGCCGAGAACGGGUCGCAGCGGAGCGACGGCGACAAGCCCGACGCCAAGCGCUGGAAGGAGGAUGGCGAGAACGAGGGCAGCUCCGGCGGCGCCGGCGGCAAGCCCGUGCGCGAGCCCCGGCUGGUGGUGCAGACGCUGAGCGACAUCGACAUCCUGGACGACGGGUUCCGGUGGCGCAAGUACGGGCAGAAGGUGGUGAAGGGGAACCCGAACCCGCGGAGCUACUACAAGUGCACGACGCCGGGGUGCCCCGUGCGGAAGCACGUGGAGCGCGCGUCGCACGACCACCGCGCCGUGAUCACCACCUACGAGGGCAAGCACAACCACGACGUGCCCGUCGGCCGCGGCGCCGCCAGCCGCGGCGCCGCCGCCGCCGCGCCGGCGGCCCAGCCGCUGGCGGCGCCCGCCGGCGCCAUGAUGCCCUACACCCUGGAGAUGCUCGAGGGCAGCGCAGGAGGCGCCUACGGCGGCUACGCGGCGGCCGCCAAGGACGAGCCGCGGGACGACCUGUUCGUCGACUCGCUCCUCUGCUAGCUACCGACAUCGCCUCUCUCCGUGCACGGCGGGCGGCUCGCCGGCCUCUGUACGCGUACAAUCGCUACACCCGCGCGCACACACACAGGAACGCGAUCUGUACACAACACUUGUAGGUGUUUUUAGCAGAUAGGAAGGGAAAUUUGUUGAUUCGUUGGUGGAAGGCCUUUUUUCCGCCAGGGCGGCUGGGCGAUCAGAGAGAGCAGAGCAGUACACGUACACGUGUACUGUAUGCACACACAUACGGUUUUGUAUCAUUGUACCUGGUCGGAAAGGUCGUAUAUAUAGUGAUGAAAAAGUCAAUAAAGACUGAACUUUAUUCUAUGUCUUCUACUGUAGUAGGAGUAGUAGUGUGAAUUACAGAAAAAAUUUAUACCCAGAGUACAGAGUAUGUACACAAUCAAGCAGUUUUGCCUUCGUUC